AUGGUUAUUGCACCAGGCCAGAGGAUUUUACCUGACAUGAGAUUUGACUCCACAGAGAAGAACCUUUUCAUAAUAACGGAAACAAAUAUUACCAAAGUUACUGUGGAGACAUGCAGUCAGUCGGACUCCUGCAGCAGUUGCCUUAGUGACGGGGACCCUUACUGUGGCUGGUGUUCCUUGGAGAAGAA
Molecule: messenger RNA, 188 nt
Organism: Candidula unifasciata
Lineage: Eukaryota; Metazoa; Mollusca; Gastropoda; Stylommatophora; Geomitridae
Source: the annotation of a GenBank genome assembly